Molecule: messenger RNA, 402 nt
Organism: Ilex paraguariensis (yerba mate)
Lineage: Eukaryota; Viridiplantae; Streptophyta; Magnoliopsida; Aquifoliales; Aquifoliaceae
Source: the annotation of a GenBank genome assembly
AUGGCAGAUAAGGUUUUGAACACAGAGAAGAGUGCUGUCAAAGACAAGGCCAAAUCGGAGAUGAUGGAGAGCAUGGAAGUGAACCCACAAGAAAAAGAAGAGGUUGAAGCCAACACCUGGCCUGGUCUUAAACCCAAGCCUUGGAGCGUAAUUCCGGCGAAGAAAAAACUGGUGAAGACGAUGAUGGUCGAAUACAUAGGCCAAUCUGUAGUAUCCGCAUUCAAAAACAGCAAGAACAAGCAGAAAAUCACUCCUGGUACUGCUUUGAUAAUUAGGAACUUAUCAUUUGAGCUCCAAUCUGUGAACUCAGUUAGAAAGGGGCGUAAUAUCCAUGACAGUUGCUGUCAGUUGGGCGUUCAGUUUUCAAACCUUGAUGAAUUAAUUACAAGUGAACUACAAUAA